AUGUUCUUCAAUUCUCUGUCUCUUUCAGUGAAACCAAUCUUUUUCCCUCUGGAAACAUGGAAGAGACAAGAUGCGCUUCUCUUUUUCCCAAAAUCUGCUACCCCAUCACAAAAACUUCUGUCCACAGGAGUGUCCACCAUAGCUUGUGCAAAACUGCCUAGUAAUGUUAAAACGCAGAGGCAUUUUGUUUUAGUCCAUGGAGCCUGUCAUGGAGCAUGGUGUUGGUAUAAAGUAUCGGCUCAGCUAAAAUCUUCAGGUCAUAAUGUUACAGCUUUGGACAUGGCUGCAUCAGGGGUGCAUCCAAAGCAAGUUCAUGAGCUCCAUUCAUUGGAGGACUAUUUUGAGCCCUUGAUGGAAUUCAUGGGGUCUUUGCCACCAGAAGAGAGAGUGGUCCUAGUGGGACAUAGCAUGAGUGGGAUAUGCAUUUCUGUUGCUAUGGAAAGGUUUCCAGAGAAAAUUUCAGCUGCCGUUUUUGCUGCAGCCGUUAUGCCUGGUCCUGAUUUAAGCUUCAAAGCAAUAGCAGAAAAGUCUUCUCCAACGCCAAUCUCCUACAUGGAUACAAAAUAUUUGUUUGGAAAUGGCCCUGACAACCCUCCGACUGCCUUAGUCCUUGGUCCCAACUACAUGGCAUCCAGGUUCUACCACCUUUCCCCACCUGAGGAUUUGAUGCUAGCUACAUUGUUGCUCAGACCUUUUCCUAUAUACAGUAGUUCAGAAACUGAAAAUGCUGUAAUUGUCACCAAGGAGAAAUAUGGAUCUGUUCGCCGGGUUUAUAUAGUAUGUGAACAAGAAAAUGAUCCUAAGCAAACAUGGAUGAUUGAAAACAAUCCGGUGGAUGAAGUGAUGGUCAUCUCUGGUUCUGAUCACAUGGCCAUGUUUUCUAAACCACAAGAGCUCUGCUCUUGCCUCCAGGACAUUGGUGAUAAAUACUUUUCUGCUGAACUGCCAGGGGCAGAAGUGGACAUAUCAUGCAAGGAAGCAACUCUGUUUGAUGAUCAUAAGAAGGGGAGUAAUUGA
This is a messenger RNA of Dovyalis caffra, 1017 nucleotides long. Lineage: Eukaryota; Viridiplantae; Streptophyta; Magnoliopsida; Malpighiales; Salicaceae. The record is from the annotation of a GenBank genome assembly.